AUGCCUCGGGAGGGUCCCGAAAAGCGUCGAUCGGUAGCUUUGCCGAUGGUUCGAUUUGUAUCGGUGGCUCCCACAAUAUCAACCUCGUGUAUGUCCCUGUCGAUUUCAUACGGUGCCUCUCUUGCUGUUGGGAUUUACGAGGGUCUCAACAAAUCUGGCUUCGUUUACCACUAGACACCGCCCUCCACCGUACAGCAUAAACGAGUGUCAGUCAACACGGAGAUUCCUAGAAGAGCUACAUUGAUGGGGGUGGUGAUUUGGGGAUACACACAUGCUGAAG
Molecule: messenger RNA, 280 nt
Organism: Aspergillus pseudotamarii
Lineage: Eukaryota; Fungi; Ascomycota; Eurotiomycetes; Eurotiales; Aspergillaceae
Exons: 1
Coding region: 1-174 (57 amino acids)
Source: RefSeq, a predicted model, not a curated record